AUGCAUUCGAAUUGUCUACUGUUGUUCUUGGCGAGCUUUAUACUCGCCGCCAGCUCGGCCGCAUCCGGGCCCAAGGGCAUCCGGGCUGAGACAUUCCAAAAUCCUGUUGUCUACGAAGACUACCCCGACAAUGACGUCUCCGUGGGUCCGGACGGAGCGUUCUAUUUCUCGGCCAGCAAUUUCCACUUCAGCCCCGGUGCGCCCAUCCUUCGGUCGCUGGAUCUUGUGAACUGGGAGCCCGUUGGCCAUUCGAUCCCGCGGCUGACCUUUGGCGAUGGCUACGAUCUCCCGCCAGGCGGCCCGAGAGCCUACCGCGGGGGGACAUGGGCGUCGACUCUGCGGUACCGUGAGAGCAACGGCGUGUGGUAUUGGAUUGGGUGCACCAACUUCUGGAUUACCUGGGUCUUCACCGCCAAGUCCGUCGAGGGCCCUUGGACCAAUAGCGCCAACUUCGGGGGAGGGACCUGUUUCUACGACAACGGCCUGCUUAUUGAUGACGACGACACGAUGUACGUCGCCUAUGGCAGUGGAAAAGUCAACGUUUCCCAGCUCAGCACAGAUGGCUUCAGCAUAGUGAAGACCGAGCAGGUCCUCCAGGCCUCAGACGUCCCUACGGACUCGCUCGAAGGUAAUAGGAUGUAUAAGAUCAAUGGCACCUACUACAUUCUCAACGACCAACCCGGAUCCACGACCUAUAUAUGGAAGUCGAGUAGCCCAUGGGGACCGUACGAGUCGAAGGUUCUCGUUCAGAACAUCGAGCCACCAGUUGAGGACGGCGGCUCUCCCCACCAGGGCAGUCUCAUCAAGACAGCUCAGGGAGAUUGGUACUACAUGUCCUUCACCUGGGCUUACCCAGCCGGUCGCAUGCCGGUUCUAGCCCCAGUGACUUGGGGCGCCGACGGCUUUCCCGAAUUCGUCAAGGGCUCGAACGGGGGAUGGGGCUCGACCUACCCUGUCCCUCUUCCUGCACAGCCCCUGUACAACUGGACGCGGACGUACAACUUCGAGAGCGAGCUCGGACCGACAUGGGAAUGGAACCACAACCCGGACGUCGCCAGCUUUGAGGUCAACAACGGCGUGACGCUCCGUACCGCCAGUGUCACGGACGAUAUAUACUCGGCUCGGAACACGCUGACUCACCGCAUCCACGGCGAGUUUCCCAAGGGCACCGUAGAGAUUGACUUCAGUAAUGUUAUCGACGGCGACAGGUUCGGGCUUGCAGCGUUCCGCGACCAGACCGCGUACAUCGGCAUCCGCCGCAACGGGAGCGAGUACACGCUCACAGCCGUCCAGAACAUCACUAUCGAUGAGUAUUCCGGGAACCCGGUUGGCCCUGGGCAGGAGGUGGCCUCCGCCCCAGUGCCGAGCGGUGCCACGAAGGUAUGGUUCCGGGCGGAGCUCGACGCCCGGGCUUCGGGGACAAGGGCCGCCAACUUCUUCUACAGCUUCGACGGCGUCGAGUUCACGCAGCUUGGCCCGACAUACGAGCUGUACAAUGGCUGGGCCUUUUUCGUUGCGUACCGUUUUGGUAUCUUCAACUUCGCUACCAAACAAUUGGGAGGCUCCAUCAAGGUGGAGUCUUUCGCGGCUGCUUAA
Messenger RNA from Diaporthe amygdali, 1596 nucleotides. Its product is annotated as glycosyl hydrolase family 43 protein. NCBI's taxonomy places the organism in Eukaryota, Fungi, Ascomycota, Sordariomycetes, Diaporthales, Diaporthaceae. The coding region runs from base 1 to 1596 and encodes 531 amino acids. Gene Ontology annotation, biological process: carbohydrate metabolic process. The record is from RefSeq and is a predicted model, not a curated record. The transcript has a single exon. Gene Ontology annotation, molecular function: hydrolase activity, hydrolyzing O-glycosyl compounds.